AUGGUUGAAGUACAGGGUCAGAUAUUCGAAGCUUACAAUAUGGCAGCUUUGUGGAAAUUGCCUUGUAUUUUCAUCUGUGAGAAUAACUGCUAUGGGAUGGCAACAUCUGUGGAGAGAGCAGCAGCCAGCACUGAUUACUACAAGAGAGGUGACUUUAUUCCUGGGCUGAGGGUAGAUGGAAUGGAUAUCCUGUGUGUCCGGGAGGCCACAAAAUUUGCAGCUGCCUAUUGUAGAUCUGGAAAGGGGCCUAUACUGAUGGAGCUGCAGACUUACCGUUACCAUGGACACAGCAUGAGUGAUCCUGGAGUGAGUUACCGGACCCGAGAAGAGAUUCAGGAAGUUAGAAGUAAGAGUGACCCUAUCAUGCUCCUCAAGGACAGGAUGGUGAACAGCAAUCUCGCCAGUGUUGAAGAAUUAAAGGAAAUUGAUAUGGAAGUGAGAAAAGAAAUUGAGAAUGCUGCUCAGUUCGCUACUGCUGAUCCGGAACCGCCUUUGGAAGAGCUCGGCUAUCACAUCUACUGCAACGACCCACCUUUUGAAGUCCGGGGUGCAAACCAGUGGAUCAAGUUUAAGUCCAUCAGUUAAGGCGAGAUACACACACCUUCAGGGAGUUCUUUGGCGGCAAGUGUAAGGAAUGCUUUGUGUUCUCAACUUUGUCAAGGAGGAAAACCCAUAGAGAGAAGGCGUGUAGAUUGGGAUAGUGUUUGCAUGUGGUUUGUACGGUGUUGCAUUAAAAGAGGUGAUCGCACACAUAAGGUUAUUUUAGUUCUAUAGGCCUAAAAUAGGUCAUAGUUUGCUUAACCCUCCAAAUUAUUUCUUUAAAAUAGUUCUAUUUGAUUUAGUUGUAUACUAGUUUUAACACAUACUUUAGUUACUAAGGGCUUCCCUUGCGGUUCAGCUGGUAAAGAAUCUGCCUGCAAUGUAGGAGACCCCGGUUCGAUUCCUGGGUCGGGAAGAUCCCCUGGAGAAAGGAAAGGCUACGCACUCCAGUAUUCUUGGG
This is a messenger RNA of Cervus elaphus (red deer), 1000 nucleotides long. RefSeq names its product pyruvate dehydrogenase E1 component subunit alpha, somatic form, mitochondrial-like. The record is from RefSeq and is a predicted model, not a curated record. Gene Ontology annotation, molecular function: oxidoreductase activity, acting on the aldehyde or oxo group of donors, disulfide as acceptor. The coding region runs from base 1 to 585 and encodes 194 amino acids. Lineage: Eukaryota; Metazoa; Chordata; Mammalia; Artiodactyla; Cervidae. The transcript has 6 exons.